CUCUCCUCAUUUGUGAUACUCGUGUGCCGUUGAGAUCGUCUUGUGGUGUAAAGGAAGGCAACUCGACAGCCGCCAUGCCUCCCAAAAAGACACCGUUGGGUCCUGCUUCUACGCCCUCAUUGAAGAAGUCACAAUCCUCGGGCUCCGGCCAGAAGACGCUCCUCGGCUUCUUCCAACGGACACCAUCCACAGGCUCAUCCCCUGCACUUCCCUCUCGGCAGUCCACUGCAACGCCUGGCCUACAGAAGGACCGGGAGAGGUCUACGGCGGCUUAUUCGACCUCGUCGUUGACACCAAUUCCGAGUAGUGAUGGUCCGGAGCCAGAGUUGGACAAGGACAAGGGCGAUGAUGUUCGGACGAGUCCGCCUCCUGCCAAAGGUCUGCCAUCGCCAGUCUCAGCUGAUGAAAGGCAGACUAAUGGAGUAGGCGAUUCUAGUGCGAGGGGAACGCCGUCACGCAGGGCAAAGAAGAUCAUCAACUAUAUCGAGUCCGAUAGUGAAGGUACCGAUGGCGAUGACGUUUUCAAACCUAAAGCUGCAGUGCGUUCGAGACCUGUAAAACGGAGAAGGCUGUCAGAUAGUGCCGACGAAGAUGUUUAUCAGCAGGAGAACGAGGUGGCACAAAGUGAAGAUGAUAUGGACGAUUUCAUAGUCCCCGACGACUCAGACGAUGAUGUUCGGCGACCUGUCAAACGCAAACGACCCUCGAAGCCGGUUGCACGAAAGACCUCUUCACACUUUACACCCGUCGAAGAUGAAGUGGACGAACCAGUGGAUGUUGCCUUUGAUGCGGAUAUGGAUCUCCCAGAAGGUUCAACCGCUCAGAAAUGGACUUACGACCCCGAGAACCCCCAGCCAUUACAGCUGAGACCGAGCAACAUCCCUUCGAAGAAGCCUGGUAAACAAAAGGCCCAUAUGACGGAACCAGAACAGCGGCACGCGUGGUUGGAGGAUGUCAGGGAUAUGGAUAGGAACCCUCCCGGCCAUCCUGACUACGACCCGCGAACAUUGUACAUCCCUCCCAUGGCUUGGGCGAAAUUCUCGCCAUUCGAGAAGCAGUACUGGGAGAUCAAGCAGAAGUUCUGGGACACCAUUGUCUUCUUCAAGAAGGGAAAGUUCUAUGAACUCUACGAAAAUGAUGCCACCAUAGGUCAUCAGUUAUUCGAUCUGAAGCUUACUGACCGUGUCAAUAUGCGCAUGGUAGGCGUUCCGGAAUCGAGUUUGGGGCUGUGGGCGAACCAAUUCGUGGCCAAGGGCUUCAAGAUUGCACGAGUCGAUCAGCAAGAAAGCAAACUGGCAAAGGACAUGAGGGAACGGGCCGAAAAGGAUGCAAGCGAGGAUUCGAUGAGCGGCUUUGGCGGCCGAAAGGGUGCAUCUAAAUGGGCAAAAGGAGGUAGCGCAGCGAGCAAGAAGGACGACAAGGUCAUCAAGAGAGAACUGGCCUGUGUUCUCACCGCAGGCACCUUGGUCGACGGUACUAUGUUGCAGGACGAUAUGGCAACGUAUUGUGUUGCAAUCAAGGAAGCGGAAGUCGACGGCUUACCUUCGUUCGGCGUGGCGUUUGUGGACACGGCUACCGGUCACUUUCACAUCGCAGAAUGGAUCGACGAUGCGGAUCUGACCCGAUUCGAGACCUUCGUUGCUCAGACAAGACCUCAAGAGCUACUGCUCGAGAAAGGGGGCAUUUCUACCAAGACGCUACGAAUUCUCAAGAACAAUACUGGACUGACCACCAUAUGGAACUAUCUGAAACCUGGCAAAGAAUUCUGGGAAGGCCAUAUCACUGCCAAGGAAAUCGAAGCCUGUGAUUACUUCCCAAUGGACUGGCCGGAGGUCCUUCAACAAGCGAGAGAGAAAGAUCUGCUCAUGUCUGCUCUCGGUGCCUUGAUUCAGUACUUGAGGACCCUCAAAAUUGAACGGGAACUCGUCACCCUAGGCAAUUUCACUUGGUACGACCCUAUCCGCAAAGCAGGCAGCCUCGUACUGGAUGGCCAGACAUUGAUCAACCUGGAAGUCUUCGCCAACUCUUACGAUGGAGGUCCUGAAGGCACCCUGUUCCAGCUCCUGAACCGGUGCAUCACUCCUUUUGGCAAGCGAAUGUUCAAGCAGUGGGUGUGCCACCCGUUGAUGGACACAAAGAAAAUAAACGCUCGGCUGGACGCUGUCGAUUCUCUGAACGCUGAUACCAAGGUGCGAGACCGCUUCACGUCACAAAUGUCCAAGAUGCCUGACUUGGAACGAUUGAUCUCUCGUGUCCAUGCUGGAGCAUGCAGAGUUCAAGAUUUCGUCAGUGUUCUGGAGGGAUUCGAGCAGAUUGAUCACACCAUGUCUUUACUGCGAGAUGGAUCAGGAAGGCCACAAGAUGCCGAGGGCGUCAUUGGUCAGCUCAUUUCUGCCAUGCCAGACCUUGAAUCUCGUUUGAAAUACUGGACGGAUGCCUUUGACCGCUCAAAAGCCAAGGAAACAGGCGUUCUGGUGCCUGAGCGCGGCUUCGAGGAAGACUUUGACAAUUCACACGACUUGAUCGAAGAGAUCCAACAGGAAUUUAACGUACUCCUUCGAAAAUGGCGGAAAGAACUAGGCUCUUCUGCGAUUUGCUACCGCGACAACGGUAAAGAGAUUAUGCAGCUGGAAGUUCCCACCAAAGUUAAAGGCAUCCCCAAGAACUGGGAUCAAAUGUCUGCUACGCAGGCAGUGAAGCGCUACUACUUUCCAGAGCUGCGGGCUCUUGUUCGGAAACUCCAAGAAGCUCAGGAAACUCACGCUCAGAUAUCCAAGGAAGUUACUCGCCGUUUCCAAGCUCGCUUCGACGAGAAUUACGAGAUCUGGCUGGCUGCUGUCAAGGUCAUCGCCCAGCUUGACUGUUUGAUCUCGUUGGCAAAGGCCAGCGCGAGCUUGGGCUAUCCAAGCUGCCGACCGGAAUUUGUCGAUGACGACGACCAUACACGUUCGACUCUUGAACUCGUCGAGCUUCGUCAUCCAUGUCUCCUAGCCAAGGUUGACAACUUCAUUCCCAACGACGUUGUUUUGGGCGGAGACGAGGCCAAUAUCAGUCUGCUCACGGGGGCAAACGCAGCGGGCAAAUCUACGGUGCUCCGAAUGACUUGCAUCGCAGUCAUCAUGGCGCAGGUUGGCUGUUACCUUCCAUGUCAAUCUGCACGGCUCACUCCAUUUGACCGGAUCAUGUCCCGUCUCGGUGCCCAAGAUCACAUUUUCGCCGCCCAGUCGACCUUUUUCGUCGAGCUUGCCGAGACCAAGAAGAUUCUCUCCGAAGCGUCUCCCCGCAGCUUGGUCAUUCUCGACGAACUUGGCCGCGGCACAUCGUCGCACGACGGCGUUUCCGUGGCCCAGGCCGUCCUUCACCACCUGGCCUCGCACGUUGGGUGUUUGGGAUUCUUUGCGACCCACUACCAUUCGCUCUCUGCGGAGUUUAAGGGACACCCGCAGAUCAUUCCACAGCGGAUGAGCAUCCUGGUCGACGACGAAAACAGGCGCGUCACGUUCUUGUACAAGCUCGAAUCGGGCACGGCCGAAGGCAGCUUCGGUAUGCAUUGUGCAAGCAUGUGUGGCAUUGCCCCCGGCAUCGUGGACCGAGCGGAGGAGGCGGCCAAGCAGUGGGAGUACACCAGCCUCAUGGCCCGGCGGUUGAAGGGCGGCGCAGGCACGGAGGACGGCGAGGACGGCCAGGGCAAAGAGAGAGAAGUCCCGUUGGGAUUGUUGAGUGACUUGGCCUGGAUGUUGAACGAGGAACGCGGUGGUGAGAUUUGUGACGGUGGGAUCGAUGCUCUCGUCAAGUGUAUCGAAGCUUUGUGAGGGCGUCGAUUCGUUGACAAGCGUAUCGAAAGCCUUGUGAGGGAGUCGAUCUGGGUUUUGUUUGAUGGGGGGACUUGUGUGUGUGUGUGUGUGUUCUGUACGGUACCACAAAAAGACUUUUUUGUUUUAUCUUUCUGAUGGCGUUUCUGGUGGUGUUGUUGGGUCGGCCGUGGUGGAAAGGAGGGCUACCGCUCUUACUUGUUUGAAGGAUUUUUGUCACUUUAGCCCACCAUCCAAGUCCUCCGUAGAGGUGUUUUUGUGGUAGGGCGAGUUUUGCUUUGCCUGCUGAUUCUGGAGCCCUUCCCGACCGAGUCCACAUGAACAAGACCUACCUCGUGUGAUUUGAUUGGGUGUGUAGACGGAUGAAACGAUUC
Messenger RNA from Exophiala oligosperma, 4186 nucleotides. RefSeq lists its product as uncharacterized. The record is from RefSeq and is a predicted model, not a curated record. NCBI's taxonomy places the organism in Eukaryota, Fungi, Ascomycota, Eurotiomycetes, Chaetothyriales, Herpotrichiellaceae. The coding region runs from base 75 to 3812 and encodes 1245 amino acids. Gene Ontology annotation, cellular component: MutSalpha complex; nucleus. The transcript is spliced from 3 exons. Gene Ontology annotation, biological process: mismatch repair. Gene Ontology annotation, molecular function: ATP binding; ATP-dependent DNA damage sensor activity; mismatched DNA binding.